Messenger RNA from Hemicordylus capensis (graceful crag lizard), 1249 nucleotides. RefSeq names its product single-pass membrane protein with coiled-coil domains 3 (gene SMCO3). The coding region runs from base 1 to 678 and encodes 225 amino acids. The transcript has a single exon. Lineage: Eukaryota; Metazoa; Chordata; Lepidosauria; Squamata; Cordylidae. The record is from RefSeq and is a predicted model, not a curated record.
AUGAAUCUAAGUGACCUUCUCUACCCAAAUAAUCCAAAGAGGCGCCAGGAUGUAAUUGCCCUGCACCAGGAACUGCUUGACUGCAUGCAACUUAAUUUUAAGGCUACCAAUGAACUGAUUGGAACACUGAAUACACAUCUGGGGACCAGGAUCACUCAUAUUAAAAUAAAAGAGAAUGGUACUGUCAGAGAGAAUUGUGACAUAAUCAUCCGAGCCAUGAAAGAGAUUCAGCAAGAGGUAUGGAAGUUUGACAAACAAAUGGAGGAAAAGCUAGAGCCAGUACUGUACCACAAGCUCUAUGAUAUCAAACAGCCCGAACUGGAGAAAAUUGCCAUAGCUAACAGAAUUCUCUCUCUUAUCCUUGGAGAGGCCACUGCUACUGCGAGUAUAGUCGCUGUGAAAUUAAUAUGCUCAAAUAUUGUAACUGUUACUGUUAGCAAGCUUGUUGCUUUGCUUGCUCACAUUGGGGUAUCUGUCCUUGGAGGUAUUGGCAUUAGCAUUCUUGGGCUGGGUUUUGACACAAUCCUUCAUGCUAUCCUGGGAGCAGUGGAAAGGCAUAACCUGCUGGUAUCUAUUCAAAGCUAUGAGCAACAUCUGGCUGAAUUUAAAGACGCCUCGGAGACAUAUCAGUGUGCCAUCACUGAAGUAAGUGCACUGGUAAAAGGCAAAGGUCAAUGAAUGGCCUUUCCUGCCUAUCAUUGACUACAUCAAGCAUAUGUGGAUAUGAUAGACAGAACUGUUGUUUUAAAAUAUGGUUAGUACAUUUCUGUAAUUAGUCCUAAAGAAAUGUAGACUUAAAUCACCGGUUCAAGAGAAAACCCACUGCCAAUGGUCUCUAAAAAGCAUUUGCUUUUGGUAUCUGCUGGUCUAUGAAAUGAGCCAGCGUUCUUAGGGCCUUUCCAGAUUACUUAAAGUGUGGGCUUUUUAAAGCUAUCACACAUGUUUCUAAUGGUGUUUUCACUCAUGGUCCAGACUCUUUGGCAGAAGGCCAUGGGCUCCCUUGAAGUGCAAUUUGGCUCUGUAGCUACACACAAAGCAUGGAGCCUGUGGGAUCUUUGAACUGAAGUGCCAUCUGCUGGCCAGAGUUUGCAAAUCCAUCUCUUUUCAUUAUUAAAGGGCAAAGUGUGCGUCCUCAAGUUGAUUUUGACUCCCGGCGCCCACAGAGCCCCGUGGUUUUCUUUUGGUAGAAUACAGGAGGGGUUUACCACUGCCUCCUCCGGCACAGAAUAAGAACUUUAAUAAUGAAGCA